This is a messenger RNA of Labrus bergylta (ballan wrasse), 788 nucleotides long. Its product is annotated as phospholipase A and acyltransferase 4. Gene Ontology annotation, cellular component: cytoplasm. NCBI's taxonomy places the organism in Eukaryota, Metazoa, Chordata, Actinopteri, Labriformes, Labridae. Gene Ontology annotation, biological process: N-acylphosphatidylethanolamine metabolic process. The record is from RefSeq and is a predicted model, not a curated record. Gene Ontology annotation, molecular function: A2-type glycerophospholipase activity; glycerophospholipid phospholipase A1 activity.
CAAAUAUAGGCCAUACUGCCGGGUUAUAAAGCGUUCACCAAUUUGUGUAUCUGAGCUCUGUGUCUAUCUCGGUGUCAGUCACCAGGUUUAAUCUAUGAGACAGAAACAGAAAUAACUUUGCGGUCAGCUGUAUUUAAUAGGCUGCAAGUCGUUUCUAUUCUUACCUGACAGACGUCCGACGACAUGGCUCCAACACUGUUUGACCACUGUGCUCAGCCUGGGGACCUCAUUGAGAUUUCCCGUGAUACAUAUCAGCACUGGGCUGUCUACAUUGGUGGAAAUGAAGUCAUUCAUUUAAUCCCUCCUGAUGAUGACCACGGACCUUUUGGUGGUAUGUUGACGCUCUUAAAUUGCAGCACGGCGCAGGUGAGGCGUCAGAAGAUCUGGGAGGUGGUCGGCCAUCACAGUUUCAAAAUCAACAACUUAAUGGACGAUGAGUAUGAAGCUCGUGACCCUCACACCAUCGUGAAGGAGGCCUGUAGCAGGGUGGGUCUGGAGCAGCCGUAUUCGAUCACGUCUCACAACUGUGAGCACUUUGCCACAGAGCUACGAUACGGAAAGGCAGAGUCCAGACAGGUGAAACUAGCAGCUGUGAUUGGAGGCGCAGCUGCAGUGGGUGUUGGUCUUAUAGCUUUGGGUGCUUUUAUUGGCAGCCUGCUCAAAGAUGAUGACAAAAAAGAGAGGAGACAUCACAAGUGAGGUGACGACAAUGAGAAUGCAAUUCAUAUCAAAUUAAUUUCGAUGUAAAUGUUGUUAAUCCGUUAAUAAACUUUUUGCAAAAUGAAAAA